Adineta ricciae is the source of this 840-nucleotide messenger RNA. The record is from the annotation of a GenBank genome assembly. NCBI's taxonomy places the organism in Eukaryota, Metazoa, Rotifera, Eurotatoria, Adinetida, Adinetidae.
AUGGAUCCGCCUACAUGUGAUUUAGCACAGAAACAUAUUAGUAAAUUACUGAAGCGAUGCCGUUCAUUCGUGCAAUCAGUCAAGAAAUCUUUCAUUUUAAUGAAUUGUGUAUCUAAUCUUAAAACGCAUUUGAAAAUUAAUCGAUCAUUUCACCUAGAUUGUAAGAGUCGAUGGAAUUCAUCAUGUCAUUCAGUUGAAGGUAUGUUGUUGUGCAAGAAGAUUAUAAAUAAAAUCAACAGCGAAAAAUGUGGCAUUGGUCCGAACAAAAAACAAACAGCAGACCUUUCUUUAAUAGAACUAGACCAAGACGACCGAAAAAUGUUAGAAUUAAUUGAAUUUGUUUUAAAACCGAUCGUGAAUGCAACGGAACUUGUUAGUGGUAGUCGAUACCCAAUAAUUGAUAAUGAUGAUGAUUAUGCUGUAGGUGGUGAUUCGAAGACCUUAUAUUAUGUAAAAUCAUUAUUAUUAAGACAGUUUCAGAUAUAUUUUUUUGACAACUAUUCACAGUUGAAAAUCAUGAAGAAGUUGCAUUCAUAUUUUGAUCGAUUUGGAUUUCGUUGUUUAACAAGAAGAGAACAGGGACAAUGUGAACGUAUUAUUGUCGAAUUGAAUGAAGAAGUUGUCGAUGAAAUCAAUACUAUUGAUCAGCCACAAUCACGAAGCAGCAGUGGACGAAAAGUCCAUUCAUCAAAACCUUCCCUUAUGGCCAGCUUUAUCAGUUCUGUUAGCAAAAUAUUCGUAGUUGUCUCAUCAUCUCUCAAUAAUAAUAUAAUAAUACUAUUCAUGAUAAAAAAUCUUCAAAUACCAUGGACUUUUGGAAUUUAUAUCGAAUUCAAUUGA